Plasmodium cynomolgi strain B is the source of this 2094-nucleotide messenger RNA. RefSeq lists its product as hypothetical. The coding region runs from base 1 to 2094 and encodes 697 amino acids. The transcript has 3 exons. NCBI's taxonomy places the organism in Eukaryota, Apicomplexa, Aconoidasida, Haemosporida, Plasmodiidae. The record is from RefSeq and is a predicted model, not a curated record.
AUGCCUACUAUAGGAGAAAAGAAGUAUAAAGACAACACGAGCACUUUCAUAGACGACGCAAGAAAUUACAAAAGAAAAUCGAUUGACGAGCACGAUGAAUGUUCUUUUUUAGAAGAUUUACUCUACCUAAAUCAAGAGAGAAAAGAUUCGCAAAAUGCUCAAAACGAGAAUUUAUUUGUUAAUGUAGAACUUGGUUCAACUCGAACCAGCGCCAUAGGUCUCAACGCAGUGAAGAAUAGUAGCUAUCAACGGUACCAGCUGACCCUACUCAAGAAGAGCAACCCCGCGUGUCCCAAAGCGCCAAAGGUAUCAAUCACUAGUGACAACCACAAGGGAGAAGAUCAAACGGGAGAUAACUCUGAUGAAUCAAAGCUCAAGACAGCCUGUGAUGAAGCCAAAAUAGGUAUCUCUUUGAAGGAAAAAAAUAUACAUCCUUUGAAUAAUUCUACCCAAGGGAAAAUGCAAGAAAGGCACUUGCUAAUUAAACCGAGACGGAAUUACAACGAUAUGCAUGCAAGCCAAAUGGAGGACUCGAACGAGAAUAAUCAAAAUGUGCACAGAUCGAAUGAGGAGAGAUAUGGUGGGAAGGACGCUCUGGUAAGAUGUGGCCAUUUCUCUAAUGGACAUAGAAUCCCAGCAUUUGUUGACUUGAAAAAGGGAGAUAGGACUAACCAACCAAAUAGAACACUCCAGUACGAAGACGAAGAGAAAAAAAUUAUCACCUCAAAUAAUAGAUCCGCGAAUGAGACCCUAAACAAUGGUUACUCCCCCAAGGGGGCAACGCCCGAGUGGAGGGAUGAAGCUGAUAAAUCUGUCGUAUGUGACAAAUCGAGUAGCCAAAUAGGUGAAAGGAAAAAUAAGGCAAUGACCAAUUCGAUGGGUGAACUUGCUUUUAAAAAAAGUGGUCUUACGUGUAGGGAGGAUUUGUUUGAGAAUAACAGUUAUGCAAUGCGGGGGGGGAGUGCCAACAUGGAUGAGGCGUGCGAGGCGAAUGAGGCGUACGAGGCGAAUAAGGCGUACGAGGCGAAUAAGACGUGCGAGGCGAAUAAGACGUGCGAGGCGAAUGAGCGGAACAUCCCGGCCGAGGGGUGCGCCGAUCAGCGGAAAGGACCCACACGUGACGCUUUGAACAAGUGCCAACAGAUGGACGACCACUGCGUGAUUUACAAGAGAGAAAGACAUGGUGAAAAAAAGAUGCUUGAAGAAGAUCACACCAACGAAGAGGUUCCCAAAAGUCAGUUUGGAAGAAAGGAUUCCAAUCGCUUCAACCCCCAAGCAGAUGCUGGCUUGUCUCCAUUGCGUAGCAGCUUUGCGGAUGCGAAUGAAGCAACCAGCUGCAGGAAGGAAAUAAAAAUUACGCAGAAGCACGAACCGACCCACUCUAUUCUACACAUUUCGAACAGAAGCGCCAUACAUUUGCAGAAAUCCGCUAAUGUAAAGGCAAAUAUGACCCUCGUAAGCCACGAAAAGAGCAUAGCGUCUAAUUUAAAAGUACCCGAAAAGCAAACUCCCCAUGAGAAAGAAGCAAAUAGCGUUUCGCGAAAUAAUACGCCAAAUAAGGCCACGAAUAAAAGUGUAGCGAAAAAUUUAAAUGUCAGCUCGAAGAUAAAAAAUGACAAAGCGGUGACGUACCUGACGUAUGAAGAUAUUACCGAUUUUGAAUUCGAAGUGAACGCAGAGAGUAUCCAUGAGAUGAUUGCAAAGCUGCUAGAAAUCACAAAAGAUCAGGAAUGGACUAAACAAAUUGAAAAUUUAAUUAACUUAAGAAAAAUUUUAAAAUAUUACCACAAAUUAUUUUUUGAUAAUCAUGCAAAGGAGUUAAGAAAAAUAUCGAGGUCAAUAAUUGAGCUUCUAAAUAGUCCUCGAUCAUGUGUGUCCAAAAAUGCGUUACUAUGUUUGUCCGAGUUUUAUUCUAUUGGAAAAAAAAAAAUGGAUAAUACGUUAGAUGAUGUUAUCCUCCCGUGUUUAAAAAAGGCCCACCAGACGUCUACAGACUUUCUGAGUAGCGCUGCCAACAAUGCGCUUCUCGCAAUAUGCAACUCGUGUACGGAGAGCAAGCUUAUUUUGCACUUUGUGAAGAUAAUCACCUCGUAA